AUGGCCAAUUUUCAAAGCCUGCCCCCGGAGAUCCGGCAGGAAAUCUACCUCCUCGCCACACCAGCUCGUGUGGUCCAUCUCAAAACUGUGGUAUCCGGUUGCAAGCAUUCUCAUUGUCGUUUGCGGCUCUGGAAUUAUGGAGGAAGCCUCCACGACUGGCUACAACACAGAUGCCCCUUGAAACAAUAUUUCUACAGCAAUGCUCCAAUCCCAGUCCUUCUUCAUACAUGCAUGGACUCACGAGCCUUUCUUGUGAACAAGGGAUACCAGCUCGCUUUCAAGACCAGUACUCAGGAGCCAAGAACGUGGUUCAAUUAUGAUCGAGACGUCUUGUUUAAAGAUGCAACAUAUUGCGGCGUUGUGCAGCUCGAUUCUGAUGAAGCUGCGAGAGUGCGGCGCCUGGCUCUUAAUUAUUCCACUGGUUGUCUCUACAAGCCGAUAGAAUAUGAUGAGCCGCCCCCCCUACAUCCUUGUGAAAAGGACUGCUUGUAUCCACUUAUCGAGGAUUUUCCAGCCCUGGAGGAGGUUCUUCUGGUUGACUGGAAGCGACAUACCUUCCCCAGGGAACUAACAAUGAACACAGGGUAUCCUGUCAACCCUCCUUCGAUGCGACAUCGUUACGAUACAACGAAUCUCUGGAAAUGCGUGAAAGUCGAGGAUAGUUCCCUGUUGCGAACAAUGCACCACGACCUUAGGAAAGCAUACGACGGACCGAGAAUUAUAAAUCCGUUGGGAUAUGGUCCUGCGCCCAAUAUUACAGACUGGGGUACUUUCGGCAAUCGGAGUGCAUAUCUGCUGUUGGAACUUGCUAUCUGCCGGAAGAGCCAAAAGCACUCUGUUGGCGAGUGGAGGGCGCCAAAAAUGAUAACUCCGGUGCAUUUGAUCGACGAAGGACAGGAAGAGAUCCUGCAGCAGAAACAAAAGAUUGCUCUUGAUGAGUUGCGUCAACUGCGGAAAGACUGGGCUCCUGCUCUAAAGGAGAGAAAAGAGCGGAUAGAUGCCGGGGGUGGUGUGAUUAGUCAACGUGAACUGCGGUAUCUUUGGGCAAAUCCCUGGGAGAUGACGUGCUGGAUCGAGAAGGAUAUAUUUUCAAGUUCUGGAUCCGAAGUCUGA
Messenger RNA from Fusarium fujikuroi IMI 58289, 1113 nucleotides. RefSeq lists its product as uncharacterized. The transcript has a single exon. The coding region runs from base 1 to 1113 and encodes 370 amino acids. Lineage: Eukaryota; Fungi; Ascomycota; Sordariomycetes; Hypocreales; Nectriaceae. The record is from RefSeq and is a predicted model, not a curated record.